CACGACUCCAGAGGAAUUUCGCCUGUCCUUUGUUUCCGCCGGGUUCCUUUUCGGGGUGGGCGCGAGAGCCGAAGAGGAGGCCGAGAAGGAGGCGGACGGAGAGAUGUCGGAGCCGGCCACAAACCCCGCUGCCACCUCUUUCUCAGCACCCACAAUUUCCUUGCCUUUGGGACUGGAAGUGUUGAGGACUUACUCUGGUGCUCUUUUCUGCUUUGAAAUAUUUUUUGGUGGGUUAGUAUGGAUCCUGGUGGCUUCCUCCAAUGUGCCGGUCCCUCUGCUGCAAGGCUGGGUGAUGUUCGUGUCGGUCACCGCCUUCUUCCUCUCCUCCACGUACCUCCUCCUCCUCCUCACCGGCCUGGCCGACCGCAUCAGAAUUGACUGGAAUUUUACGGAUGUUUUUUACCAUUUUAUAGCUCUGCUUUUCUAUUUUGCCGCCUUCGUGCUGGAGGCGGCGGCGACGGCGGCCAACGGGGGAGCCGUCAUCGCGCCCCUACCCAACAGCACCGGGACUGUAAUGUGCAUACACUACCCGCGGGGAAAUGUAUUCACUGUGCUGACCGCCAACCAGUACAGUAUCAACGUCGUCGCGACGAUAUUCGCAUUCGUGGUGACGCUUUGCUACGGCUGCAGUUUGGUGAUGGCCUUCAAGAGAUGGAGAAUCUAACUCGCAACUCAAAAGGAUUUUUCACGACGGCAUCACGGAGACUUGGAAUUGGAGCGCCCAGUUUGUCAUUGUUGUGUCUGUGUUUGUGUGGACUUUGGUCAUUACUGAGUGACCCAUGACUUUUCUGAGGCCUUCACUUCUCAAACAGAGUCGAGUAGAGUCGUGCGGCGGUGUGACAAAAAAAAUAAUAAUAUUGGGUCAUACAUAAGUAAUGUUAGUGAUACUUAUGCAACGAGCUUUUUAUUCACAUCAACGCUGUAACUUCCGUUUUCUACAGGAUUCACAUCCUCACUUCAGGGAAUAUUUCCCAAUUCCAAAACUGCAAAAUCUCACCUCGUGCGCCACUUUUUUUUUUUUUUUUGGCUUUCACGCUCAACAGAAGCUUCGCACGCUUGCACAUUUUCGUGCGAAGGUCUUGUGAUGCAAAGGAAAUGGAAACUCAAUUCGCGUUCGACAUCCACUUCAUGCAUUGUGAUAUACUGAUAGUAUAAUUGAAUAUAUAAGUUCAUUUUGUUAGAUGACAUCACUGUCUAUUCUUAAUAUGUAGAAUUCAACAUACAAACCUACCAAAGUUGGCGUUUUAAAGAAUAUUAAACAUAACCUGCAUUGUUAUCUCUGUAUGUAUUCAUAGUUAAUUAGAUGGCAUCAUCAUCAUGUAGCUUCUCCUUAACGUGUAGGAUGGAACACUCAAACUUGCCAAAAUUGGUGUAAUUUAAAGAAUUUUAACAUACAGUAGCCUACACUGUUAUUUCUAUGGAUAUUAAAAGUCAAUUCACAUUAAGAAUAAAAAAAAAAUGUUCAUAAAUAA
Molecule: messenger RNA, 1472 nt
Organism: Syngnathoides biaculeatus (alligator pipefish)
Lineage: Eukaryota; Metazoa; Chordata; Actinopteri; Syngnathiformes; Syngnathidae
Gene: mal2
Product: mal, T cell differentiation protein 2
Exons: 4
Coding region: 104-664 (186 amino acids)
Biological process (GO): myelination
Cellular component (GO): membrane
Molecular function (GO): structural constituent of myelin sheath
Source: RefSeq, a predicted model, not a curated record